Postia placenta MAD-698-R-SB12 is the source of this 1425-nucleotide messenger RNA. RefSeq lists its product as hypothetical. Gene Ontology annotation, biological process: glycolipid translocation; dolichol-linked oligosaccharide biosynthetic process. The transcript is spliced from 4 exons. Lineage: Eukaryota; Fungi; Basidiomycota; Agaricomycetes; Polyporales; Adustoporiaceae. Gene Ontology annotation, cellular component: endoplasmic reticulum membrane. The record is from RefSeq and is a predicted model, not a curated record. Bases 1 to 1425 code for a protein of 474 amino acids.
AUGGCCGCUGCCAAACGAGCCGACAGCAAGCAGCAUCCACCGUCUGUCUCCAUAUCGAAGGCUCUCGCCUCUGCGUCUUCUCUUGUCCUAUUACAGUUCUGCUCGCGUAUCUUCACGUUCAUUCUGAACCAAGCUCUCGUACGAUUGGUCUCGCCACAAGUAUUUGGCACCGCUGCUAUUCAAUUUGAACUCCUUCUCUCAACCAUCCUCUUCCUGUCGCGCGAGGGAUUCCGCAAUGCGCUUCUCCGCACGCCCACCGCGAAGGAGGCCAGCAAAGAUCAUCGAGCCCUCACCGACAAUAUCGCAGCCCUACCAGUCCUCAUAGGCAUGCCUGCGGCUUUGCUGAUCAGUUUGGUGUAUGUCAACGCUGCAUCAUUGUCUACGACCUCGCAGUCGCACUUCUACGCUAGCGUAACCCUAUAUGCUAUGGCAGCGGCUCUUGAGCUGCUUUCAGAACCCCUCUACAUUCGCGCUCAGAAUGAUGUCCGUGUCGACCUGCGCGUCAAGGCCGAGGGAAUAGCCGUGAUCAUGAAGACAUUGAUCACCUUUGUUAUUCUGGUCACCGGGUCGGCCAAUGUUGCUCUCCUGGCGUUCGCUGCCGGACAGGCGGCGUACAGUCUCGCUCUCCUUGGAACGUAUAUGCGCGACUACAAGCAGCCUCCACUGUUCUGGCCUCACAAGGUCGUGCUAGAAGUUCAUGGCAAGUGUGUGCUCUCCUUGUGUGUCGUUGCAUGUUGCUCACUAUGCCGUAGGACGGAGACACGAUACUUUGACCCUGGCCUCCUGCACCUGUCUGCUGCGAUGUCCGGUCAAUCUGUAGUCAAGCACUUUCUGACCGAAGGGGACAAAUUUUUGGUUUCCCGUCUCAGCCCGCUGGCAGAUCAGGGUGGUUAUGCUAUUGCUUCCAAUUAUGGCUCCCUCGCUGCACGGAUCGUUUUCCAACCUAUCGAGGAGACCUCCCGUCUCUUCUUCUCCAAGACGCUGUCAUCAUCGAAGGACAUGGAGUCCCUUCGCGUUGCAGCGAAUGUUCUGUCAGGCGGCACCUCUGCUCCUGCGAUAUUGGGCGUCUACAUAUACUACAUCCCCAUGAUGGCCUUCAACGGUGUUCUUGAGGCCUUCUUCGCCUCGGUUUCGUCCCCCGAGGACCUGGGCACACAGAGCAAGUGGAUGUUCGGAUUUUCCUUCGGGUACAUCUUCGGCGCCAUAACCUUAGCGAAGGGGCUUGGUCUAGGUGAUACUGGCCUCGUGUGGGCAAACGUGCGGGUAGUACCUCCGCUACCCGUCCUUGUGACGUUUGUAGCGUCCGCUGUAAUCACGAGAUGGAGUGAGAUGAGGUCGAGGGAUAUACCGUUACAACUUGGGGCACAGGCAGGACACGUCGCAUUGGGCAUGUGUGGUGUUGUCGCGUGUGUGGUUACAUGGUGA